UAAACCAGCAAAGAUGAGUUGAUGUGAUUACAUUCAUUUAUGAUCUUUUAUAGUGAAGAUAUAGAUGGAUCCAUAUGAGUUGGAUCCAUAUAAGUCAGCUUGUAGCCUCAGAUUCUCAGGUUGAGGCCCUUCAGGUACUACAAAGUUGAGGUUUAAAUCCACCUUUUGUACUCUAUGUCCCUUUGUUCAAAUGCAUGUGUGUUUUAUUUUGUGUAAAUACUUUGAGAGCAAAGACAACACCAGAGUCUAACUCCUUCUAUGUGUUAGCAUACUUCGGCAAUAAAGUUGAUUCUGAUUCUGAUUCAAAUCUCUGCUUUGGAUGAACCUGCUUGAGGAGAUAAGACUUGAAGGAACUUCUUUAAAAUCAGUUUUUAUCAACUUGCUUACAUGUGAUAUUUUCAUUGCUUAAUAAAGUUUUUAAAUUAUUUUUCUCGUUUUAUUCAUAUUUAUUAAUAUUGACAAUAAAUUAAUAAAUGGCUAAGCAGCCCGCUUUAGCUUUGUCUGUCGAAUCACUUUGUUAAAACCCCGUUUUUAAAAGUUGUCUAAUAAAUACAGUGAUUAUAAUUGUUUAUGCUUUCAGGGUGCAGCUUUGUUGUGGUUCGUGCUGGUGUUCAGAUUUCGUGCAGCCCCUGAACGCGUCGUGUCGUAGGUGUGGUGCUGGUGUUGCAUCACGCGGAAGAAACAAUCCACGCACGACGACAUCCGUGAACCGCGAGAAUACGGUGGCGGAUAGAACACAUGUGUCUGUUUUUAUUUAUUUAGUGGAGUUUAUCAACGUUAAACGGGCGCGUUUCAUGUUAAAGCUAAUGUGAAUAAAUGAAAUAUGGAGGAUUAGCUUCUCGCGCGACAUGAUCCACAGCAGAGUAACGGUUGAAGUCGCCGCCGCACGUGCUCGUUAUCAGUGAGCGACGGAUAAACGAUUGUCUCCGGUGUGUUCAUCGAUUUAUUUCUUCUACCUCCACGUUUACGUCGUCUACCGGCACACAGAUGGAGAAGCAGCCUUUGCCCACCGAUGAUGAGAAAACAGACGCCGGAGAGUCAGAGGUUAAUGGCUACGCUGGUGAAGAGAGCCAGCAGGGAUCGUCGUCCACGCGAGCAGGAUGGAACAGUAAAAUAGAGUAUUUUCUGGCUCAGGUGGGAUUCAGUGUCGGGCUCGGCAACGUCUGGAGGUUUCCAUAUCUAUGCCACCAGAAUGGAGGAGGAGCUUUUCUCCUGCUGUAUGUGCUGCUGAUGCUGCUUGUGGGCAUUCCCUUGUUCUUCCUGGAGCUGGCGGCAGGUCAAGCCAUCCGACAGGGCAGCAUCGGAGUCUGGAAGUACAUCUCCCCGAGGCUCGCAGGCAUUGGCUACUCCAGCUGUGUGGUUUGUUUCUUUGUGGCCCUCUACUACAAUGUGAUCCUUGCAUGGAGUCUUUUCUACCUUGGGAAUUCGUUCCAGCACCCUUUACCUUGGGAACAGUGUCCAGAACAUGGGAAUGUAACAGUGAAAGAAUGUGAAAAGAGCUCCCCCACAUCGUAUUUCUGGUACCGUAAAGCUUUGGAUAUCACAGACUCAAUUGAUGAAACGGGUUCUUUCAACAUUUACAUCGUCUGCUGUCUGCUGGCAGCCUGGACUGUUGUGUGUCUGGGAAUGUUCAAGGGCAUCAAGUCCUCUGUCAAGGUGAUGUAUUUCUCCUCCAUCUUCCCUUACGUGGUGCUGUUCUGCUUUCUUGUCCGUGGACUAAUGCUGGAUGGAGCCUUAGAGGGAAUAUCCCACAUGUUCUACCCCAAGCUGGAAAUCUGGGCAGAUGUGCAGGUGUGGCGGCAGGCAGCCACACAGGUUUUCUUUGCCUUGGGUCUCGGUUUUGGCUCCAUAAUCGCCUACUCCUCCUACAAUCCCAAGAACAACAACUGUCACCGUGAUGCCUUCACUGUCUCCUUUAUUAACUUUCUCACAUCUGUGCUGGCCACUCUGGUGGUGUUUGCAGUGCUCGGCUUCCGUGCCAAAAACAAGGUCAUCGAAUGUGUAGUCAGUAACUUAAAGGAGCUAUCAGAGCAGUUUCACAGCGUUUAUGUGGACCAAAGGCUGAUGCCAGCAUUCAAUUACUCUGAUCCCAAGUCUGUUGCUCUGGAGGACUACAGGUCCUGGUUUAAACAAUACGGACGUUUCGUCCCUGGCAAUUUAACAGACUGUGACCUGGAAAAAGAGAUGCAGAAGGGCGUUGAGGGCACAGGUCUAGCUUUUAUUGCCUUCACAGAGGCCAUGUCACUCCUGCCUGGCAGCCCCUUCUGGUCCGCUCUCUUCUUCCUCAUGCUGCUCAACUUGGGACUCAGCACCAUGUUUGGCACGAUGGAGGGCAUCCUCGCCCCCCUCAGUGACCGCUUCAAAACCCUGGCAAACAACAAGACCAAACUCACAAUUUUCAGCUGCAUCGUUGGCUUUGUGAUUGGCCUGCUCUUCACCCAACGCUGCGGGAACUACUUUGUGACGAUGUUCGAUGAUUACUCCGCCACUCUUCCCCUCAUCAUUGUCGUAGUGUUUGAGACCUUCAGUGUGUCUUGGCUAUAUGGAGCCGAUAGAUUCCUUGAUGACAUCGAGGCGAUGCUGGGAUGGCGUCCAUCUGUUGUUUACAAGUACCUGUGGAAAUACAUUUGCCUACUUGCCAUGCUGGGGCUGCUGUUGGCCACCACUAUCCGCAUGUUCAUCGCACGCCCCACUUACAUGGCAUGGAAUCAGGAGAAGGCUUCUGAGGAGUACCUGGAGUAUCCUGGUUGGGCUCUGGCUGUUUUGGCUUCAUUGAUCGUAUUUGCCAUGAUGCCGGUCCCAGUGGCCCUGAUCCACGCUCUUCUGCAGGACAGAAGAAAUCCAAGAUCCAGAGACACAGAGAUUGGUCAGUACAGCAUCGUUAGCACUGUCGACACUCCUAUGACUGACAUGUCAGAACUGGACCAUAAGAACGGGGUCGCUACUUCUGUUUCCUAAACUUUGGACUUGCAUCGAGGAAAGGACCUGAAGUAUGCACUAGAAAUGUAUAUGGGCCAUUUUUAAGGACCAUUCUGUUAUCUCACAGCUUUUAGUGCACAUGCCACCAAAAAAAAACCCCAAUAAUUUUAAUAUUUAAAACUUUUUUCCACUAUUUUUGUAACUUUAGUUAAGUCCAAGCAUAUCCAGAGGAUAUGAUUUUCUAAUGAUGUUCCAGCAAGUAAAACUUUUAAAAAGUAUGUAAUAUGGAAAAUAUGGAACAAAUAAUUUAUUUCUGUUUGAUGCCUACAAUGUGGAAUAUCAACAACAUGACUGAUUCAUUCAUUCAAAUGAGCAAAAACAAUGUUUCAGUAGAAGACAUGAUGUCAUGUUCCUGCAGUUUGGUUGUUUUGGAUCAAUAUUUCAAAUAUUAAGUUAUCUGUAUUAUAAUGUUUUUUCAAUUUAAAAAACACAUAAUUGCAUGUAAGUUGUACUUAAUUUCAACAAUCCACACCUGCUACUGAAAAUAUUCCAACAACCUUUCACUAUUCAUUUGAGGACAGUUACAGCUCAUCGCUGCCAAAAACCUCUUCUCUUCAAUUUAAAGCUCUUCCAUGUUUAUAUUUUUGUUUUCCUCGUCAACUGGCUGUCACAUGACUUCUUCCAGUACAGUAAAAGUUUAUUAAGACUGUUACACCAGGAACUUUAAUGGAUAAUUACAUCUUGCUCGGUUGAAAAGAAUUUCUGAGGACAGAAUUUUUUUUUCUUCCUUGAAUUUUUCUUUUAGCAGUUGGCAAACAAUUGGUUUUGUUUUUGUCCUCUUCUACUCUGUUACAGCCACGAGGAACUUAGCCUGUACUGCCACUUUCUAGCACCUCUACACGGCCUAGUUAAUUUGCUCCAAAGCAGUUCAUGUAAAAAAAACUCAUUUUCUGCUUUUAUGUUUUUGCAAACUUUCAAAAUAUUGCGUUAAAUUUGCAUAUCAGGCAGUGACAACACCAACUAGAAGUAAAACUCCUGGAAGUGUUGACAAUGUUUGUGUAGUUACUCUCACUGCCAGAAGGGGGAGACAAAAGUUCCGCACUUGAGGUUUAAGUACAACUGUAAGGUUGUAUUAAAGGUCCAGUGUGGAGGAUUUAUUGUGCAAGCAACUCAGUCACUCUCUCUUUCCAAGUGUCUGGGAGAACUUACAGCUUCUGCCACUUCAGUGUAAAAAUGUCAGGUAAUUUUUACACUAAUAUGAAAGUUAUUAUGAAUACUAUGUCGCAUUUCUGCUGACGGAUUCCCCAAAAUCCUCCACACUGGAUCUUAAAUGCAACUUCUUACACAAAAGCUAUCUAACCGCGUUUACUGUAAAAAACAUGAAUGAGUCCAGAGCCACUGUUUUACUUUUAUAUUUAUUCAUACAGUAAGCAGUUGUAGCUGCACAAAAUAUGCAUGUUAACAUUCUCUUUUCAAACCAACAGCUGAUACAUACUGUCUGGAGUGUUUGUGAGGGAAAAAUAAACCAGCAUUGAAGUGUUAUGGAGCGUACAUGUACAAGGACUCUGAGCUGUUUUUAGUUGUGACAGCAUGGUAAAAAUAUCAAGGUAAACUCCUGUUAGCAAUGUAAAUAUGUAUAUAAUGUAAAAACUCUUCAAGAACAGUAAUGAAACCUCUGUGGGAUGUCGGUUCCGCCUUGUUUAGUUUUUCGUGAAUCGGAAAUGUGCAUGAAGCAUUGAUUGUAUGUUUUUGUAAAGCUCGUAUGGAAAGUAAAGUAGUUUUGUGUGUGUUUUUAAACAGGCUACACAAAUCCACACAAAGUACUUCUUCACUUCAGAUUUACAUGCAGUAUACGAUUGUAAGUAUUUUUUAGACUUGAUUGCAGGUUACAAAUGUGUCAUAGUUUGUUUUCUGUAGUUUGUUUUUAGUUUUUCUGUUAUUUGAGCGGGUUACUAUCAAAAUCACUUGAGUUUAUGAACUUGAAUGCUGUUGAAUUCUGGGUGCCUUUGACUUUAACAGGGCUGAAUGAACAAAAUGUUGAAUAAAUUCCAGCAUAUGUAUAAUUUUAAAGAACAUUUCUUUUGCCAGAUCAAUAGUGUGUUGAUUAUAAAUGUGUAAUAUAAAUUUUUAAGGAAGUGUAAUAUGCCACCGCUCUGUCAAGUGUUUCUAUUCUUUUAUUAAAAAACUUUUAGCACUCUG
Molecule: messenger RNA, 5118 nt
Organism: Amphiprion ocellaris (clown anemonefish)
Lineage: Eukaryota; Metazoa; Chordata; Actinopteri; Pomacentridae
Product: sodium-dependent neutral amino acid transporter B(0)AT2-like
Exons: 12
Coding region: 988-2958 (656 amino acids)
Biological process (GO): sodium ion transmembrane transport
Cellular component (GO): membrane
Source: RefSeq, a predicted model, not a curated record